GUUAAUUCCAAGCGCUCACGAUUUAUAAAAGAAUUUAAGAAGCAUAAAAAAGAUCGUGAAGCUUCGGAAAAAAAAAACCAGAUACCUGGGUCUGCCGGAUCGGAGAACAAAAAAAGAAAAACAGAGGCAGAACUAUUAAUGGUGGUACCUCCACGGAUACGCUAUCCUAAAUUAAGGAAAAGCGCAUCCACCACAAAGUCCACAGCUGCCCGAACUCCCGAUCUGGUCAGAGGUUGGACUUCAUUUCUAAAUGAAUUCCAAUCUUAUAGAUCUGAUAAUACUGCCAGGCAGUAUAAAAGACCCAGGUUUCAUCGAUAUCGUGGAGUAGACGAUAUUUCCAACGAGGAGGAUGUAAGACAGGCAUUGUUUGUAAAUAUCCUAGAGAAUCUGAAUAGAAUCACCACUUCACGCCAUCCUAGAGAAAAAUAUAUGAGGAUCUCGAAAGGAAUCACUUCCAGUGCAACACCCCCGGCAUCUCCGUCAUCUAAUAGUGAUGAUUCUUUAGAUUCGGAAUAUGAACUACCCACUAUAUCAUUGAAACGAAAACGAUAG
This is a messenger RNA of Acaulospora morrowiae, 552 nucleotides long. The record is from the annotation of a GenBank genome assembly. NCBI's taxonomy places the organism in Eukaryota, Fungi, Glomeromycota, Glomeromycetes, Diversisporales, Acaulosporaceae.